AUGGAAAGGCUUGCCUCUGGCUUCUCAUUUUCCCCAGCUGUGGGUGGGGGAUCUGGGACCUCUUACACCAUUUUAGGGGAUGGCCGCAUCACAGCAGUCAGAAUCUGGGAUAAUGGAUACAUCCGUGGCCUCCAGGUCCGUUAUGGAUUCGAAUGGUCGCAACUUGCUGGUUUUACAGGUGGCACCGAGCUUGAGUUUGAGCUGUUUGACGGCGAGUUCAUCGUUCAAGUCUCCGGCAAGUUCUCUCGCUACAUCCAGUCUCUCUUCAUCGUCACCAACAGGGGGCGCUCCAUGAUUGCUGGACAGCCAUCUGGAACUACCUUCAACAUGUACGCCGUCCAUCCAAUGGCCGAGCUGCGAUUCCUGAGCGGCCGCUACAACGGAGGUCUCACCUCUAUCGCCACGCACUGGGCAAUUCUUCCCAUGGGCAACAUGGCCGUAAACGGCACUUCUGAUUAA
Molecule: messenger RNA, 459 nt
Organism: Alosa alosa (allis shad)
Lineage: Eukaryota; Metazoa; Chordata; Actinopteri; Clupeiformes; Clupeidae
Product: zymogen granule membrane protein 16-like
Exons: 3
Coding region: 1-459 (152 amino acids)
Source: RefSeq, a predicted model, not a curated record